AUGGCUUUGGAGACUGCUGUCCUGGCUGUCUUCAUCUUCACUUUCCUAACUGGUGUUCCAUCCAACCUCCUGGCCUUCUACACAUUCCUGGCAAAACUGCGUCACAAGCCAACCCCAACAGAUAUCUUCUUGCUCAACUUGAGCAUUUCUGAUAUCAUCCUUCUGCUUUUUCUGCCUGUCAAGAUGGUGGAGGCCUCUUCCCACAUGACCUAGUCUCUCCCUCCUUCACUCUGCUCUCUCACCAGCUGCUCCUUCUAUGGAAGCAUGUACCUCAGCAUCCUUUUCCUCGCAUCAAUCAGUGUGGAUCGCUUCCUGGGCGUCGUCUAUCCCAUCAAAUACAAAAUGCAUCGCAGACCUGUUUAUGCUCUGGUGAUCUGCGUCUGUUUCUGGAUGCUGGUCUGCUCCCAUUGCAGCAUCAUCUACAUUUAUAGAUAUGGAGGUUCGAAUGAGAGCAUUCCAUAUUCUCCUAAUACCUCCCAUUGCUAUGAUAACUUCUCCCUGCAACAGCUCCGUGUCAUCUACUCUCUCCGAUUGGAACUCUGCCUGUUCUUUUUCUGUUUCCCUUUCAUUAUCACCCUCUUCUGCUAUGUGAAGGUCAUCCACCUCCUGAGCUCCCUCUCCAAUGUCAAACCCAGCAAGAAGCGACGGGCAGUGGGUCUAGCUGUGGCCACUUUGCUCAAUUUCAUCAUCUGCUUUGCUCCGUACAAUGUUUCCCACAUGGUGGGCUUUAUAAAGAACCAGAGUCCACCUUGGAGAAUGGAAGCACUCCUCCUCAGCACACUUAAUACCUGUGUUGAUCCUGUCUUCUUCUUCUUCUCUUCCAAGGCCAUCCAACAGACCAUUAAUGAGUGUUGGGGUGCCAUGUUCCUCAGACUCCAAACUGUGGUCUUCUGCUCUAAACAUCCUACAAAUAAUGAUGGAGUAGAUGCUGACCAGUUCUUUAGUUCAGGUCUUCAGAGUAGAUAUCAAGGAGCUGAUGCCCAGACAAAAACUUUCUUGGACCAAUACCACAGAAGACAUGUGCAAUCAGAGCUCAAGACAUUCCCACAGCAAGCAUAA
This is a messenger RNA of Sphaerodactylus townsendi, 1059 nucleotides long. RefSeq names its product free fatty acid receptor 2-like. Gene Ontology annotation, molecular function: G protein-coupled receptor activity. The transcript has a single exon. Lineage: Eukaryota; Metazoa; Chordata; Lepidosauria; Squamata; Sphaerodactylidae. Gene Ontology annotation, cellular component: plasma membrane. The record is from RefSeq and is a predicted model, not a curated record. Gene Ontology annotation, biological process: G protein-coupled receptor signaling pathway; cellular response to fatty acid.